This is a messenger RNA of Lemur catta (Ring-tailed lemur), 1457 nucleotides long. It is a transcript of the gene HTR4, whose product is annotated as 5-hydroxytryptamine receptor 4. Gene Ontology annotation, molecular function: G protein-coupled serotonin receptor activity. Gene Ontology annotation, cellular component: plasma membrane. Lineage: Eukaryota; Metazoa; Chordata; Mammalia; Primates; Lemuridae. The record is from RefSeq and is a predicted model, not a curated record. Gene Ontology annotation, biological process: adenylate cyclase-activating adrenergic receptor signaling pathway; regulation of appetite; chemical synaptic transmission. The transcript is spliced from 6 exons. The coding region runs from base 64 to 1257 and encodes 397 amino acids.
AAGGAGGGUUUCGGGUCAGUGGAGAAGGUUGUGCUGCUCACGUUUCUCUCGGCGGUUAUCCUGAUGGCCAUCCUGGGGAACCUGCUGGUGAUGGUGGCCGUGUGCAGGGACAGGCAGCUCAGGAAAAUAAAAACCAAUUAUUUCAUUGUAUCUCUUGCUUUUGCGGAUCUGCUGGUUUCCGUGCUGGUGAUGCCCUUUGGUGCCAUUGAGCUGGUUCAAGACAUCUGGAUUUAUGGGGAGAUGUUUUGCCUUGUCCGGACAUCUCUAGACGUCUUGCUUACAACGGCAUCGAUUUUCCACCUGUGCUGCAUUUCCCUGGAUAGGUAUUACGCCAUCUGCUGCCAGCCUUUGGUCUAUAGGAACAAGAUGACCCCUCUGCGCAUCGCAUUAAUGCUGGGAGGCUGCUGGGUCAUCCCCACAUUUAUUUCUUUCCUCCCUAUAAUGCAAGGCUGGAAUAACAUUGGCAUAAUUGAUCUGAUAGAAAAAAGGAAGUUCAACCACAACUCUAAUUCUACGUAUUGUAUCUUCAUGGUCAACAAGCCCUACGCCAUCACUUGCUCUGUGGUGGCCUUCUACAUCCCGUUCCUCCUCAUGGUGCUGGCCUAUUAUCGCAUCUAUGUCACAGCUAAGGAACACGCCCGUCAGAUCCAGAUGUUACAACGGGCAGGAGCCCCCUCCGAGGGCAGGCUGCAGCCGGCAGACCAGCACAGCACUCAUCGCAUGAGGACAGAGACCAAAGCGGCCAAGACCCUGUGCAUCAUCAUGGGUUGCUUCUGCCUCUGCUGGGCUCCAUUCUUUGUCACCAAUAUUGUGGAUCCUUUCAUAGACUACACUGUCCCUGGGCAGGUGUGGACCGCUUUCCUCUGGCUUGGCUAUAUCAAUUCUGGGUUGAACCCCUUUCUCUACGCCUUCUUGAAUAAGUCUUUUAGACGUGCCUUCCUCAUCAUCCUCUGCUGUGAUGAUGAGCGCUAUCGAAGACCUUCCAUUCUGGGCCAGACUGUCCCCUGUUCAACCACAACCAUUAACGGAUCCACACAUGUACUAAGGACAGAUUUUCUGUUUGGCAGAGGCAUUUCAGCAAAGCACUGUAUAAAGCCUGCCAGGGUGGAUCCAUUCUCAGGCACAGUGAGUGUUAAGUGUUUGACUGUAAGGAAGCCUGUCAUGGUGGAUGCAGUGGAGUGUGGUGGCCAAUGGGAGAGUCAGUGCCACCCCCCAGCAACUGCUCAUUUGGUGGCUGCUCAGCCCAGUGACACUUAGGCCCCUGGGGCACUGACCCAGAAGACAGCCGUGCCUCCGAGGGAGGGCCCGGUCCCGAGCCGCUGCUCGUGCGCGACUGCACCCGGUGUUCGCCCGCGGCCUCCGUCCGCCCGUGCGGGCCCCCCAGCACCCCGGGCUUUCCCUCCGAGAUUCCAGCAGGUGGCGCUCGAGGGAGGCGGGAGGCAGGACGGCCUCCUCGU